Messenger RNA from Chondrus crispus (carragheen), 315 nucleotides. RefSeq lists its product as hypothetical. Lineage: Eukaryota; Rhodophyta; Florideophyceae; Gigartinales; Gigartinaceae. The transcript has a single exon. Bases 1 to 315 code for a protein of 104 amino acids. The record is from RefSeq and is a predicted model, not a curated record.
AUGGCGCGUUCACAAGAAGGUCGGGAAUGUAACAGGGAUGUGCUUGAGGAUGGCCAGGGUGGAAAUGGGGCGCACAAAUAUAUCUGCAGUGAAAGAGAUGACCGAUGCGUUUCGGUUUGGCGCCGUUUCGCUCUGGAACGAGCGGGGUUUCUACCCGCCUUGUACUGCCUCGUACCCGCCCCCUGCGGUUUACAGCGGGUGGGCAUUACAGAGAUGGAAUUCCGGCUGUUGCCCUUGUUUCACGUCUUGUUUCAAGUCUUGUUUGACGUCUUGUUUGACGUCUUGUUUGACUUCUGUACACGUCGAGACGUGUAA